Messenger RNA from Chenopodium quinoa (quinoa), 824 nucleotides. RefSeq lists its product as uncharacterized. The transcript has 2 exons. Bases 265 to 645 code for a protein of 126 amino acids. The record is from RefSeq and is a predicted model, not a curated record. NCBI's taxonomy places the organism in Eukaryota, Viridiplantae, Streptophyta, Magnoliopsida, Caryophyllales, Amaranthaceae.
GAGUAGUAUAACUUGGUAUCUUUGAUGAUGACUUAAAAAUUAAAACGCCGCUUCCAUUUCCACUAACAACUCUCUCUUUUUCUCUCUCUCUCUCUCCUCCUCCACCAACGGCCUUCUCCGCCGCCGCCAUCGCCGACGUCUGCAAACAUUUCCGGCGAUAUCUCCUUCUCCGCUGCUAAAACCAUCAUUUUGUUAUUGCCCUGCUUAAAGCCUAGUGCAAGAGUUGAGGAAUAAACAAAGAAAAAGCUCAAUUAUCUCAAUACCAUGGUGGAAGUUUGGUGGUCUCUUUUGGGUGCUGCUAUUCCAGCUGUUGUUGCAGGGCAAGCCUGGAGAAUUAAGAGAAAGCGGGAUGAGGAGCAGAGGAUUAAGAGUGCAAGGGGCCGGGAAAAGAGCUCAGAUGACAUAUUCGUUUGUGAAAGGGUUUGCACCUCAAAACGUAUGUUGAAGAAGGUUGGUGCUUUCUCUAAGGAUCCAAUCCCUGAUACUUGUGUUACUGUCUGCGGAGUCUCAGAACUCGAUGCAUGCACUGAUGCUUGUGCAAGAACUGUUUGUGUCAAUCAGCAUCAUGUUCCAAACUGGAAUGAUGUUUGUCUUCGAAGAUGUCAAAGUGAAUGUCUUAAACUCUCUGCAUCUCGUGCAUCCUAGGCCAUAGGAACCAUUGGAUUUUGUUUCUGAAAGGUUAAGUUGGUUGUUUAGUGUGCUGAAAUUGGUAGAAGCAGGAAUUGCUGUUAAUAUUUGAAAAAUAUUUAGCUUACUGCUUAUUCAAGUUUGCACUUUUUGCUUAAUUUUUUGAAUGAUUUUAUAGAUAAUAUUCUCUGUUAAAA